Xenopus tropicalis (tropical clawed frog) is the source of this 5612-nucleotide messenger RNA. It is a transcript of the gene znf282, whose product is annotated as zinc finger protein 282. The transcript has 8 exons. The record is from RefSeq and is a predicted model, not a curated record. Lineage: Eukaryota; Metazoa; Chordata; Amphibia; Anura; Pipidae. The coding region runs from base 239 to 1768 and encodes 509 amino acids. Gene Ontology annotation, molecular function: DNA binding. Gene Ontology annotation, cellular component: nucleus. Gene Ontology annotation, biological process: regulation of DNA-templated transcription.
UGCCAGAGUCUCGCGUGAUGAGACUUUUGGCGUCAGGGUUUUGUUUAAGCCAGGAGGCAAAGGAGCUUGCAAUUAACUGCUUGUGGGAGGUGUAAGUAGCGAUCUGCGACUGCGGGCUGGGGAAAGCGGUACUGUAGGACAGCAUGCUAAUAACCACAACUGAGUGACCGGCUGGGCAGAGCUGGCAGAUACAGCAGUGUUUGUGGGACUGAGGGUGGGCUCUGCUUACAGCAGGAAAAUGCCUCAUUGCUUUGCCUAUGGCUGUACCAACCACAGUGGGAGGCUACCCCCAGCAGUCUCCAUGCAUUCCUUCCCCAAAGAGUUGCCUCUGGCUGAGACGUGGGUGCAUCACUGCCGUACAGAUGUAGGAAAUGUGCAGGAAUUUGUGCGUGACACACUGCUAAAGAGUCCAGGGCACUUUGUGUUAUGUUCAGAGCACUUUGAAGAGGAUAUGUUUGAACUGUGUGGAGACCUAACAUUGCUUCCUUCUGAGACCAAAUACAAGAGAACAAAGUUGAAAGUUAAUGCCAUACCUACUGUCUUUCCCACUGGAGCUCCCAAAAUGCGCAAACAGGCAGAACAUCAUUUGAAAAUACACGAGCGAAAGCAGCUACUUGAUAACCUCUUGGAGCAACAAAAAAAACCCCAACUUGAGGCAGACCAAAUAACCAGCCCAUCCACUUCCCAAGAGUCUGAGUAUAAUUCUUUUCAGGAAAAGGAGGAGGACUGCCGUCUUUAUCAUCCAAGGAAACCUCAGUUAUUGAGGAGGAAACUGCUUCCCUUGAAGUCACAAUAUUUGAAGAAAUGUUUUACACCUGUACCAAGAGCUCUACAGAGGAAAACUCCCACCACAUUUAACAGAAUAGCAGUAUAUUUUUCUGACGAAGAGUGGGAGAUGCUGGAAGAAUGGCAGAGGGAUCUCUACAAGAACAUGAUCAAAGAGAACUCUGAAGCCUUAACUUCAUUAGACUACUCUGUCAGUCCAAAUAUUCUUCUAAACAUUAAAGACGAGGAUGUGAAGCACUAUACAUCUAAUUCAUCACCAGAUGAUGUGGAGCAAGCAAAAAGUCCAAAGACAGAAGAUCAUACAUUCAUGAAUCAUGAUGUUUUUUCAAGAAUAAAGCAAGAUCGAGUGCCGUAUUUAGAUGGCAGUCCAGAUUCUGAGGAAGGAGAGCUAAAUGGUUAUCUAAGCUCAUACAAUGUUCCAAUUAGUACCAGUAUAGAAGAGGAUAAUUUUGGCAUGUGGAGCGGAGCUCUGAGUGUUCAAGAACCAGUUUCCCAGUGUUACAGUAGCAGCAUUACCAAUGAUAUAUAUUCUGCUUCAAAAUGGAAAACAAUAAAUGUUUCCCCAAGUAGCUUUUUUCGGCCUAUUGCCCCCAAACAGGAUUUUACCAGUCCAAAUUCCCCCAGACUGGGAGGACCAAUGGAUUUAAGACCUUAUAAAUGCUCCGCAUGUGACAAGAGCUUUACUGUUAAAUCUAACCUAAUUAAGCACCAUCGUAUCCAUACAGGGGAGAGGCCAUACAAAUGUACUCAUUGCUCCAAAAGCUUUAGCCGCAAUUCUCACUUGAUCACUCACCAACGAACUCACACUGGAGAGCGGCCAUAUAAGUGUAAUGAGUGUGACAAGAGCUUUAUCCAGAACUCUGUGCUCAUUCAACACCAAAGGAUCCACACUGGCGAGAGGCCUUUUAGAUGUGAUGAAUGCAACAAAAGCUUUAGUCAAAAAUCAUGUCUUAUCCGUCACCAGAGAACUCACACAAGAUAGGAUUUCUGCAACUUGGCGUAAGAAAGACCAUUGUAAUUUUGGGUAACUAAAGAGCAAUUUCAAACGUGAUGUGGAAGAACACAAGCAAUACAAAGACUGUCAAUCACUUUGGCUUAGAGAUCACACCAAGGAUGCAGGUUAAUGGGACAAUAAACCUUAUUAUUGGUAUAGCCAUAAAUUCAAAUAAAUACUUUUUUAUAGAAAGUAGCUUGCUUACAUUUUAUCAUAUAUCUGAGUAGCUGCUAGAAGCUAAAUGUGGAAAUAGAUUGAAGGCUAAACAACUCAAGUUUCUGUGAGUCCGUUAAGUAUUCUUUUCUAAAUGAUAAUACUUGAAAUGUAUUUAUAGGGGAUUUUCACCUCUACAUUAUCCUUAAUUAGGUAACUUUGUUGUCUAGAACAGUGUUGUAUAAUAUUUUAUAUGUUGUAGGCUGUUCAGUUAUCCACUAUUUCACAUGUUUGGAGGUUGAAUUUGUCAUAAAACAUUGAUGUCUUACAAUGACGUCUCUAGAGAUCUUGGGCAUGCUUGGGAUCACAAAAUCUAUUGGGUGGCCACAUGCAGGCUGUGAAUAUUCAGUUGGACAGCAGUGGUCAAUAGAAUUUGGUAACAAAUGCCUAUUGGCUCUCUUAGGUACUCUUAUAAGACCAUCCUGGAAGUCAAUUAGUACAAUAUUUGGUGAGCACUUAUUUGAUGUCAUAGAUUUUCUUGGGAUUAUGGCUUAAUGGUUGAAACACCAAUUUUUUCAUGUGUUUAAACAUUGAUCAAAUGUUGGGCUUUAAAGGGGUGCUUGAUCCAUAAAGUCUGACAAACACUGAUCUAGAUGGUAGUUAACAAAGUAGAUCUGAGGACUUAGUGUAAAAUAAUUAAACUACAUUUUUUUUUUCAGGGACCAAAAUUGUAAUGUUGCCUUCUCUUUAUCUAGAGUGAUGGACAGAGCUUCAAAUCGAUAGCUGCAGGACCGUAAUAAAAAGAAAAGUUAAAUACGGGGGGACUCGGAAAGGAUACAGCUAUCUAGACAAUAAAAGCAAAAAAAUAGCAUAAUUUCUUUGGUGAAAUAAUAUUGAAUGCUCCAGCCACUGGUAUUUUGUUCUACCAGCUAUUAACCACAGAGUGUGAUCAUGUAGUGACCGUUUUUAAAAUAAAAAAUAACCCUGGGUAGUCUGCAGAAUUAAAUAGUUUUUAGUAUAGUUAGCCAAAUAUAUAAUCUAUAAAUGCUACUGUAAACAGGUAGUUGUUCUGUGUAAUCACAAACACUAUUUAAAGUGAAUCAAUUUAAAUUCAGCGAAAUCCUUCUACUUUUUGGUCAAAAGUCAUGCAGAUUCAUCAAUGUAUAAAUUCGAAUCCCGAAAUGGGUAAAAUUCGGAUUAGAUAUGAUAAUUCCUGAUGAUCGGAAAUGUCACAAAAAUGCUUACGAAAAAAUCGUAAAAGUCACAAUAAUAUCGUAUUGGCGAUCCAAAAGUCACAAAAUUCGUAUCUGGUUCGUAUCCGAACGAUCAGAAACGGCAGAAAAACCUUUCUGACUUUGAUCCCUGUGUGCAUGAUUUUGGAAGCCUCCCAUAGGACUCAAUGGCACUCUGCAGCUCCAACCUGGCCCAAGGAAAGUCACGAUACUGAAACUUUAAUGAAACCGAAGCUUUCGUAUUCGGUGCCAUAAAUAUGAUUUUGUUGCAUAAAAUGUUGCAAAGUAUGAAACAGUUCUAUAAAUUAGAAAAACUAUGAAUUUUUUGUAUUCAGAAUAAUUCGUACUUUGGUAAAUGCCCCUUAAACUGCGUUUAUUAGUUCUACUACUUUAUUUUUCUGUCCAACCUCCUUUGAACUGUGGGUUGUGGGAUAAGCAAGCUCUCAUGUAUAAAACCUUAUAACUUUAAUGAUAAAAUCACAGAAUGUUAUGCACUCACAGGCAUGUUUAUAUAAUGCACCUUUCAAGAGUUUCUCCACACAAAGUUUGCUGCAUUCUGCAGCACUUUCUUUCUGGCUCACAGCUGGUUCCCUGUGGACACUAUUACUCUGCAUUUUUUUUUACCACUGCUAAUGGGUUUCAUCAACUUCCGACCUUCUCUGAUUGCUCAAAGAGUUACUACAUGGUUACACAGUGUGGUUAAUAGAUUUAAGUAGAGUUGGUAGACCAACACACUAGAGGACAAAGUGUAAAAUAUUGUUUUGCCAACAGUAUCUUUUGUUUUUUUUUUUGUUGUGUAGGUAUUUUUAUCCUUUGUUGGGUUUUUUUUUUUUUUAGGGGACCUGUCACCCAGACAUAAGUCCUUUUCAAAUUAAACAAGAUACCUGAAUUCAUUUUUAUAUUAAAAUUGCAUUUUAAUUGCACAUGCUCAGAAAGAAUAGCUUUGAAAUGUGCAACGCUAAAGUUAAUUCCAAAGGGAAGAGGAAGAGUGAGUGAGCAAGGAAGAAGGGAUGCACAAUGAUUAAGGGGAUGCUGCAGCUUUACUGUGAAACUUUGCAAAUUAUAAAUACCUGUCACUGUAGUCAUUCAAAGAGGAUUUUUCAUCAUUUGAUUCCUGUGUAGGGGGUUUACAUGUCCUUUAAGAGUAUAUUCUUCAAGGAGAUUUUCUUUAAACCCUCAAAUAUUUAUACAAAAUUAAGAAAACUAGGUUUUGGUUUGGGUUUUUUUUUUUGUUCAGGUGAUUGCAGCGAUAAAUAUUUAAUAGAUUUUGGUCAAUGCUAUUACAAAUUAUGUAAUGAAAGUAGAAAAUUACAAAAUCACAUGCCCCUCUCUACCACCAGGCUUUGUAGUUGUCUAUGUACCUAUGAACCAGCUGUAGCCACACCAAAUGCUCACCAGUUCUAUUACCCUGAACCCAGUGCUCACCAGUUCUAUUACCCUGAACCCAAUGCUCACCAGUUCUAUUACCCUGAUAAGUGCAGAGACUGUUUUUGUUUUGUUUUUUUAUAUAAUUUUGAAUUACUGUUAACCAUAUACCUUCAUCUUCUUUCAAUCAAAAGUAUUUUAUUUUUCUCUUGUGUUAUAUAACCCAAUCAUUAUAGCUGAACUAGAACAAUAUUCCUAUUAGUCUUAAGAACAUUGUAAUAUUAUGUUUGACAAAUGCUGAUUUUUUUUGUUUUUUUGCAGGAUUUCCGAGGAAACCACGAACUACCUUAGUUUGUUACAUAUAUUGUAAAUAGUCACCAAUAGAUACAAUUACAGGAAUAAUGUUUUAUUGGUGGAUAGUUAAUGUGCUGGCACAGCUAUAUUAUACUGACUAACUGUAAAAGUAUUUCUGCAGGGCUCUGAGUAAUUGUUUCCAUGUCUGAAAGAGAGAGACUUUAUUCAUGCACUACUUGAUAAAACCAAGCUUUUUACUAUGGACUUGGGGGCCCAGAUUUAAUAUCUAUGUAUCUACUGUGAUACACGUGAAAAAACAUGAAAGAGAAGUCUUGUGUUAACUUGAGAUUUUUUUUCAAGCAGGUUUCUUUCUUCCACGAGCGUAGUUUUUCAAAAAACAACAAGCUCAUUGCUAAAAUUAGGUCAACUUUUUUGAUUGUGGAAAAAAAUGUGCCUGUAGGAAAAAAUUCUUCAAGGAAUAAAAAUCGUGCAAGAAAAUGUAGUUAAUAUUAAGAUCUCUCGCUUUUUCUUAGGGCAAUAGAUAAUAAAUCUGGCACCAAUAUCAUAGUACUUUGCACAAGUGAACUUAUAUAUGCAAAUAACUGUCCCUACAGAUAUAUUCAGCACUUACGUUUUCUGAACAUUAUUUGGAUUAUGAAGUGAAUGUAAUGGGGUUUGUUUUCCUUUAUGCUUGUUUCAGACUGUUUUUUUGACAAUACAAAUACAACUUUUUAAAUAUUUGAAAAGUAACAUAAUUUUGUAUUAAAUACAGACCUGUUUUAAAACUU